AUGGACAUUCAGGCCCGCUUCAAACGCAAGGAUAGGGUCGAGCCGAAAUUGCAAGAGAAGGCAACCAUGGCUUUCCUCCGCUCCCAGCCGGACUUUGUCUCAUGCCCCUCUUCGACGUGCAAAGACGGCGCCUCUAUGGCCGACGGAAACAUCUUCACUUGCCGCACCUGCCAGUAUCGGUACUGCUUCGCCUGCAACGUCCCGUUCCACGAGGAUGAAGGUUGCCAGGAGUUUCAAGAUCGCAUCCAAGAGGACGAGAGAAAGACACUGGAAAUUGCAGAGUCGUUGGAGGAAGUGAGCCCUACAGGCACCAGAUGCAAGUACCAGUACUGCUGGUUGUGCUUCGCAGAGCAGCGGGACAUCCUCCGCAUCGGAAACCACAUGCACGAGAGAGAUUGCAAGCAUUGGCGCCAUCCUUGA
Molecule: messenger RNA, 420 nt
Organism: Zymoseptoria tritici IPO323
Lineage: Eukaryota; Fungi; Ascomycota; Dothideomycetes; Mycosphaerellales; Mycosphaerellaceae
Exons: 3
Coding region: 1-420 (139 amino acids)
Molecular function (GO): zinc ion binding
Source: RefSeq, a predicted model, not a curated record